This is a messenger RNA of Stomoxys calcitrans (stable fly), 1095 nucleotides long. RefSeq names its product cilia- and flagella-associated protein 298. The coding region runs from base 138 to 1010 and encodes 290 amino acids. The record is from RefSeq and is a predicted model, not a curated record. Lineage: Eukaryota; Metazoa; Arthropoda; Insecta; Diptera; Muscidae. The transcript has a single exon. Gene Ontology annotation, biological process: regulation of cilium movement.
CUCAAUAUUUUUAUUCGAAUUCAAAUCAUUCAAAAGUAAAAACUUCAACACUCGCAACGAAUCCAAAAAGUCACUCACUGGUCAAUAAAAAAUCUGAAAUCUCGCGACGGCAUUGAUUCAUCACAACAUAGACAACCAUGGUUAUUUUACAAGUAAAGCGUGGCGAUGAAAAUCUCUUUUUGUAUGAAACCAAUGUGAAUGAGAACACCAAUGCUGUUAUUCAGGAUAUAACAGCCAUAUACAAUGGCCGUCUUAAAAUCGAACGUAUUUGCAUGGAGAUAGAGGAGUUGGCUUCUCAUGGAACUAUGUUGCCUCCCGAAAUGAUGGGCCUUACCGAUGAGCAGGUGGAAGAGCUGAAGCUAAAAGAUGUGUGGGCCGAGAAGUGUAUCCCCUCGGGGGGAUUUGUAUUCAACAAGGACCCGAUAGGACGCCGAAAUGGCCAACAACCAAAGCAGAAAAUGCAGGAAGUUCUAAGAAAGGCCAUUGUAGAUGUUAAAGCUAUGAUUGACAAGAAAUUGGUAUUGGCAAAAACCAGUUUGACUCUGAAAAUAGUAGCAGAAGCUUUGAAUCUGCUCAAAGGCGCUGUCACCAUAGUCUAUCCCAUGCAGUUGCCACCUCAUGACACCAUACGCAUGGAGUUCAGCAAUACUGAGGAUCUCACCGGAACCCAGGCAUCCAAAGAAGUUAUAGAACCCUCCAAAGCUCAACUAUGGUUUGCCGGACGUCUAAUUUUGAAUGAUAAGAAACUUUCGAAUUUUAUUGGUCGCCAUGAUAAAACCAAAGUUGUGGUUAAAUUGAAUCGUCAUGGUGAGGGACCCCCAUCUCGGGAACCCGUCAUCACCGAUGAACUACGCAAGCGCAUGAUGGCUGAUGCCUAUCGGCGUCAGGAGGAAUUGAAGAAAUUGGAAUUGGAUGAGGAUGAUCACUAUCUCAACUCGAGCUGGGCAGAUGGCGGAAGCAUGAAGCGUCAGGUGCAUGGCUUGGAGAAUGUUCGCUUUCGAUUGGGCUAAGUGGCACAUUUUUUUAUUGACAAUUAACCAAGAAAUUAGUUUUAAACACACUCAAAAUAAAAUCUCGAAAUAAAAGGCAAAUAAU